AUGGAGAAAAUAGGUCUUGAUAAAUCCGCUCUACAGGCAGUGGAUGACUACUGGGAGUACAGAGGGAUCGUGGGUGAUGAUGAUGGAGGAAAACUGUUCACGCCAGAGGAAUAUGAGGAGUACAAGAGGAAGAUGCUCCCUCAACGAGUGAAAAACAGGCUCUAUGUCAGCUUUGGGGUUCCAGGAGGUAUCGACUGCAAACUCAUUGGUCCUGAGACGCAGUGCUUCUGUACACAUAGGUACAAGCAACACAAGACCGACUUUGAAGUGGUUCCCUCUGAGCGGCCCCUGGCCCUACCGUGCCAGGUCAGAGGGUGUCAUUGUUCUGCUUACCAGUAUGUUCCCCAGAUUGGGCCAAACCCUGUCCGAUGCAGGUGUAAACACUUUACCCAGGAUCACAGUGAAGCUACUGGCCACUUGUGCAAAAAAUGCAGUUCCUGUUCUGGGUUCAAGAGCCCCUACACCUGUGGGUGUGGUCAGCCCAGCUCUGCCCAUCAGACGCUGGUUGAGACAAAACUGGAGAGGGAGGCCCGUGGUCAGCCAACAGGCAGAGAUGUCCCUUAUGCUGCCAUGGGGGUGACGGGGUUCAGCUCCUUAUUGGAUGGUUAUCUCACUUUGGAAGCCAGCGACUCAGAUCAAGACAGAGAGGGUGGCUGCCAGCAGAGUUGCUCUGCAUCAAGGAUUAAAUUAACGCCUACUAAAGCAUCAAUAUCUGUUCACCGUAAGAGAGAGACCAACAAACAGUGAAAAUGAACAUCCAUCUCAGAGUCCAUCUGUCAAACCGGCCAUUAACUGCUGUGCAAUAUUUACCAUAACAAAUAAAUCAUACACGUCUUCUGAUCGUUAACAUUGCAUCUUGUCCAGAGCUUAAAAAAACAUUUGGAUUGUUUCACAGCUUAAGUAUUUUCUUUUUCAGUGAAGUGUCUGUCUUUGUUAGUGUCGUGACUAAGGGGUAUAACCAACUGUCAGCAACAGUAGUGAUUAAAUCCCACCUCACAACUAAACAAUUCACUGACAAUAUAUUGAUCCAAUCAGAGCAUUUAGAGCAUUACAAUGGUGAUGCAAAUUUCCAAGUUUUUUUUAAAACAUCACACUUUGACAAAGCCUGAUUACAUUUGAAUACAUUCUCAAAAUGAAACUAUUGUUGAUUUAUCACAUUUGUAGUAAAUUGAAGUAAAGCAUGGUUAAGAGAUUUUGAGUAUUUUGGCUGUCUUGUGAGCUGCAGAAAAUUUGUAUAGAUAUAUGUCUACGUUAGAAAAAACUGAAUAAGAAAAAACAAUAAGAUGUGAGAUUGAGAAUAUGAAAUCCUAACAGUUUUAGAAUGGAUAAAUGUAUAAAUGUAUUGAAUUAAAAGGU
Messenger RNA from Anoplopoma fimbria (sablefish), 1356 nucleotides. RefSeq names its product family with sequence similarity 221 member A (gene fam221a). The record is from RefSeq and is a predicted model, not a curated record. Lineage: Eukaryota; Metazoa; Chordata; Actinopteri; Perciformes; Anoplopomatidae.